Octopus sinensis (East Asian common octopus) is the source of this 2130-nucleotide messenger RNA. RefSeq names its product KICSTOR complex protein C12orf66 homolog. The coding region runs from base 500 to 1945 and encodes 481 amino acids. Gene Ontology annotation, cellular component: KICSTOR complex. The record is from RefSeq and is a predicted model, not a curated record. Gene Ontology annotation, biological process: negative regulation of TORC1 signaling; cellular response to glucose starvation; cellular response to amino acid starvation. Lineage: Eukaryota; Metazoa; Mollusca; Cephalopoda; Octopoda; Octopodidae. The transcript has 12 exons.
ACCCAUUAAGAUGGUUCGACUCACGUACAAGAAAGUAAUGAACCCUAGCUCACCAAGGAAACGAAGAAAUGUGAAUUUCUGUAGCGUUGUGAAGUAUGUUCUCGCAGGGAGUACUUUCGAUAGUAGUACCUAUAAAACGAUAAUUUCAGCUGUUUGAAAUACAAAAAAUUAUACUUUUAAUUGCAGAAAAGUAUAAUGGGACCACAAAAAUCUCUUGCUUUUUCUUCUCUUCGUGCAUAACAACAAACAGGUGGUCGCAAGCAUCUUUAUUAUUAUUAUUAUUGUCUUGUGUGGGGAAAUGAAAAAAAUGUUAUGUAAAAUAGAAUUUCAUGGAAUUUAUGUUCAUUUCUAUCUCAACGUUUUCUCAGUAAAUAUUUCUUUGGGUUGACAGGGAAAUCAUUUUUUUCUUGUCCACAUCGUAAUCGAAAAAAAGUCGUUCAAGUUCACUAUCAGCUGAUGUCGAACUUGAACUGGUUAAAUAGUUUUUGUAGUUUCCAAUAUGCGUGGAAGUGGAAGCAACAGUAAGGUACAAUCACCAGUUUCUCCCAAGACCCCAUCAAUGUCUCUGCGGGAAGAAAAAAUUAUCGAGGACUAUUUUCAGCUUCUCAGUGAAUUCAAUUUUGAUCAAGCCAGAGAGUUGACUGAAAGAGAAAGAGAUCUCACGAAAUCAAACAUUACUUCACAUUGGCAUAUGUUUGUCAAUGCACUGAUUUUGUUAGCAAAUGAUGAGAAAUCGUAUAUGUCUUUAUCAUUUCUUGGUCCUAAAUGGUUUUCAACUAGACAUAAAGAUACCCUGCGGAAUUCAUACCAAAAUUUGAUUGCAGACUUUCGAAAGAUCUAUGAGAAUGUUCAACAAAAUGAACCACAUGUUAACUUAGAUGUGUUAUUGGGUCAUUUGUGUGAACACCUUGAACAUUUUCCAAUGGCUCGCUUAAGAACUAUGGAUCUCUAUGAGCAGUUGACUACUAUUGGCAACAAUAGAAAUUUCAACUAUGAAGAUCCAGUUAUGGUUUGUACUGAAAUUGUUAACACAUUCCAGAAAUGCUUUCAUCAUCCUUUGUUAAGCCAUCUGAAAACAAGCUUUAACUACGAGUGUGAAAUUAUUCAACAUUUGCUGACCACACAAAUUCAAGUUUCAGAACUUGAUUAUUUACCAGCAUUGUUACAACUUCAUCAAGCACACACAAAGUUGGCACAAUGGGGUACUUGCUUGCCAGCUAAAGAGUUAGCACCAGUGCCCAGUGUUGGUCCUGUAGUGGCCAAAAGCACUGUGCCUGCUGCUGACCCUAUGGCUCACACUGCUAGUCGGACAAAACGAUCAGCAUUCAGUGUUACUUCAAGCCGACAGAAUUCUUGUUUAACUCUUUUCACAUGGCUCCUUAAAUACAAGAAUUUACUCCUGUCCAAAUUUAGUAUUUACUUCUACGAAAUCAUUAACAAGAAUGCUAAUUCACCUUUAGAAAUGAGGAAUCUCUGUUCCAAACUUCCGGAAGAUUAUUACACACGAAUCACUAAUUUUGAGAAGAAAGCAGACAUUUUUGUAUUUCUCAUAGUUGCUGACACAAAUGGUUUAAAUCACUGUUACACAAACAAUGGUUAUUUUCACCCCAGUCGGAGUUUACCUAAACCUCAAGGCAUCAACUCUUUCCCUUCAAUCUUCAAAUACCCUGCUGAUCGCAAUGUUCAUAAGCACUGGCCAAAUAUUUUGAUGAUAAUCAACAGAAAGAAGUCCCAUGAUCAAGGAUCACAAGAAAAAGUGAUCUGGUUCUAUGACAAAAAUGCUCACAGUACAUAUUUUAUUACUCUCGUGGAAUUUCGUAUUUCUCUGGUUGUCAUUACUGAUGGAAAGAGGUCAGAACGAGACUCUCCUAUUAGCAACUUUUUGGCAGAAUUCACAACCCAGUUAAGAUGUAACAAACAUUUUGCGUCGCUAAAACCUGGCUAAACAUCAUUAUUUCUGUUAAAUGCUGUAUAUGAAUCACUAUUCAAGCUUUGGGUAUUUCUUGUAAAGUGAGGCUGCUCAACAGAUUUUUUCUUUGCAAAUAUUUUUUUUUAUGAAAUAUAUAAAAGAAGACACUGUGAUAAUAGGAAAAAAACAACAAAUUAAAAAAAUCCAACAGUUCAAACUCA